This is a messenger RNA of Solanum pennellii, 588 nucleotides long. RefSeq lists its product as uncharacterized. The transcript is spliced from 2 exons. Bases 1 to 588 code for a protein of 195 amino acids. Lineage: Eukaryota; Viridiplantae; Streptophyta; Magnoliopsida; Solanales; Solanaceae. The record is from RefSeq and is a predicted model, not a curated record.
AUGGGGGCUUUUCUUUCCCAUGAUCUAAGAAAAGCAAGGAUAAGAGAAUUUCUCACCCUUAAGCAAGAAUUUAUGAGUGUGCAUAAGUAUAACCUUAAGUUCACCCAAUUGUUCCAUUUUGCCCCGGAGAUAGUUGCUGACAUGAGGAUCCAGAUGAGUCUGUUUGUUGUUGGGUUGUCUUGUCUGUCAAGUAAGGAUGGAAAGGCGACUAUGCUAAUAGGGGAUAUGGACAUAGCAAGACUAAUGAUCCAUGUGCAUCAGGUUGAGAAAGAUAAGCUGAGGGAUAGAGAAGUGUUCAAAAACAAGAAAGAUAAGACAACAGGGAAUAAGUCUGAGCAGGAGAAGAAUAAUGCAAACUGUUCAUCAUUCCAACAUAAGCAAAAUGGACCUGCGCCAUCAUUUUCUAGUGCACCUUCACCAAGCAAUAAAUAUAGAGCUGUACCUAGAGGAACUACUUUAGGGACAGACAAAGGGUCAAACCGUCUUUAUUCUAUCACUAGUCGCCAAGAGGAAGAGAAUUCUCCAGAUGUUUUCACUGGUAUGAUAAAAGUCUUUACUUUUGAUGCUUAUGAUUUGCUUGAUGUAUAG